Blepharisma stoltei is the source of this 1463-nucleotide messenger RNA. NCBI's taxonomy places the organism in Eukaryota, Ciliophora, Heterotrichea, Heterotrichida, Blepharismidae. The record is from the annotation of a GenBank genome assembly.
AUGGAAAAGGAGGCUAAAAGGAGCAAAAUUAUUUUCAAUGUAUCAAGUAAUAUCUAUUUAAGACACGAAAUAUGAAAUAAUCAAGCAUGUAGGCAGCAAUGUUUUUGGGUGGAUUCUUUCGAAUAGUCCUACUGAUUCUAAUUGAGACCUGUUUUGGACUGAUAACUCUGUAAUCCCAGAUCGCUUAUCACGAAUGAAGCCGCAUCAAAAAAUCAAUCAUUUCCCUGGGAUGUUUGGAAUUGCUAGAAAAAACUGUAUGGCCAAUAACUUAAAUAAGAUGAGAAAUAUACCCAUAAUAAGAGAUUAAUUGUUUAUAAAAAUAUUUAAUUAUCAUUUUAGCUAAAUUUCUUAUAAUAAGCAUUUAUAGAUAUAUAUUUCCUCAUGAUUAUAAUUUUUAUCCAAAAUCAUGGGUUCUUCCUUCAGAUCUCAAUGAAUUCAAAGCAGAAUUACAACAAAGUUCAAAAACUUAUAUAGUAAAGCCAGAAGCAAGCUCCCAAGGGAGAGGCAUUUAUUUAGUUAAAAGACUAGAAGACUUACGAACCCAUGAGCACUGUAUUGCCCAGCGAUAUCUUCAAAAACCAUUUUUAAUCGACGGCCUGAAAUUUGACCUUAGAAUUUAUGUCCUCCUAUCAGCAUGUGAUCCUUUAAGAAUCUUUAUCCAUGAAGAAGGACUCGCCCGAUUUGCCACCGAAGAGUACCAAAACCCUUCAAGAGGCAAUCUCGACGAAAUGUUUAUGCACCUCACAAAUUACGCAGUAAAUAAGCACAACCCCAAAUUCGUCCAAAAUGAAGACCCAGAGCACUGUGACAUAGGCCACAAAAGAAGUUUGUCCUCAGUUCUUAUUCGGCUUGAAGAAGAAGGCUAUGAUGUAACUACUCUUUGAGAUAGGAUUUGUGACAUAAUUAUAAAAACAAUUUGCACGAUCCAGCCAUCUCUUUCCCAUUUUUACAGGUCUUCUCAGCCAGACGACGUCAGCAAUGGUAUGUGUUUUGAGAUUUUAGGCUUCGAUAUAAUUUUAGACCACAAAUUAAGGCCUUAUUUAUUAGAAGUAAACCAUUCGCCGAGUUUUACGACUGAUUCUCAGCUGGAUUUUAAGAUAAAAGAAAGGAUUAUUAGUGAAGCUUUGAAUAUUAUGAAUAUUAAAGUGAAAAAUAGAAGGGAAUAUGAGAUGAUCAGCAAGACGUUGUCAAGCAACAGAAUAAUUAAUAAAAAAUCAAGGCAGGAAAGCUUGGAAGAGAAAAAAGGACUAAGGGAUGAGGCGACAAGGAAAAAUGAUAGGCAUAGUGAUAAACAUUGUGGAGGGUAUAUAAAAAUAUUUCCAGGAGAAAAUGAUGAUUAUUAUCAACAAUUUCUGGAAGCUGCGAGAGAGCUCUGGUCUGAUGUAACUGCGGUAAAACAGAAAAGACAGACAGAGACAGCAAGAUCGUCAACACCUACUGCGAUACGCCCAAUUUCCGUUUAA